Molecule: messenger RNA, 1201 nt
Organism: Zalophus californianus (California sea lion)
Lineage: Eukaryota; Metazoa; Chordata; Mammalia; Carnivora; Otariidae
Gene: CCL24
Product: C-C motif chemokine ligand 24
Exons: 5
Coding region: 327-758 (143 amino acids)
Biological process (GO): chemokine-mediated signaling pathway; G protein-coupled receptor signaling pathway; neutrophil chemotaxis
Cellular component (GO): extracellular region
Molecular function (GO): CCR chemokine receptor binding; chemokine activity
Source: RefSeq, a predicted model, not a curated record
UACAGACUUCCUUCUUUGCCACUCCUCUCCUCCCACUCUCCUUGCCACUCCAGAUCUGAUAAAUGAGGGAAAACACUUCUGCGCUUGGUGUGGAGGCUGUCACUUUGUCAUCUCUAGGCACUGCAAGUAGAUCUGACAGGUGGAGUGGAGCCAAAUUUGCCUCUCCUGGCUCCUGCCCUAGUCCCUCAUCAUCCCUCCUGUGGACAGCUUCAAUAACCUCCAGCCAGCCUUCCUGCCCCAGUCCUUUCCUACCACGCCUACCAGUGGAUCCAAUCAUGUCACUAGACCACAGAUCUGACCUCUUUUAAACUCUGCACGUCCAAAGCAUGGGUGGCCCUGCUGCCCCCAGGAUCAAAGCUGAGCUCCCAGCUCUAGGUCCUGAACUGCUUCUCCGGCACAUGGCAGGCCUUGUGACCCUUGGGGCUAGCCUCCUGCUUCUGAGCCUAUGUGCCCACCGCAUUGACCCUGCAGGCUCUGUGCCCAUCCCCUCUUCCUGCUGCCUGUCCUUCAUUUCCAAGAAAGUUCCCGAGAACCGAGUGGUUAGCUACCAGCGGUCCAGUGCGAGCGUCUGCCCUGUGACAGGCGUGAUCUUCACCACCAGGAAAGGCCAGAAGUUCUGUGGCGACCCCAGGCAGCACUGGGUCCAGAAGUACAUGAAGAAGCUGGAUGCCAGGCGGAAGACGGCGUCCCCUGGGGUCAGAGCAAUGAGCACCAAAGCCCCAGUGCAGGGGUACCCGGCCAACACCACCUCCAUCUAACUGCCCCCGGCCCUCCUCCUGGGGCCCCUGAGCCAGCGGUGAGAGGGGGAGAGCGAAUGUUCCUGUUUCCUAACAUCAGUCUAUAAAACAAAACCCGAGGCAAGGGAGGCUGAGCAACCGCUCCAAGCGUCCUGGGCCCCUUGCCUUCCCUGAGCUGGAGGAGAAGAUUCUGGAGGGAAGGGGGUAGGCUUUCUCUGCUUCCCAGACUCCAUCAGAACCCAGGGGCAUGAGGCCCGACCUGCAGACACACCUGGCCGGCACCUAAAAACUUAGCCUGCAGCUGGCUUCUGUGGGUCUUCUGGGCUUGUGGGACCCUGCGGACUGACUGUCUGUCUGUCUGGGUGCGGGCAACCUGUCGACAGCUGCAGCUCGUCAUCACAUUGCCAAUGCCCCCAGCUUGUCCCGCUUCCAGAAUCCCAGAUGAAUAAAAAUCCGAGAAAAUA